Lactuca saligna is the source of this 384-nucleotide messenger RNA. Lineage: Eukaryota; Viridiplantae; Streptophyta; Magnoliopsida; Asterales; Asteraceae. The record is from the annotation of a GenBank genome assembly.
AUGUAUCUCAUUGUGUCUAAUAAUGUCAUGCAAAAAUUAACAAACACAACAGCAGACAAGCUCAUAGACGACACUGAAACCAACAACAGAAGGCGGUUACCAUUUGUCAUCAAUGAUAAGAAAGGUUUGUCAAAAAAAAUGGCCAUCAAAAUGAUGAGGACAUCAAAUACAAAAAACAUUCGAUUCAUAUUAACCGACAUUGAAGCAAUCACUACUCACCAAUCAGUCGCACCAGCUCCACCAACUCCGCUUACCUCAAAGAUAAGUGAGGUCGACCUUACAACGUCAUCCACCUCGCCUAAGUCAAAAGUCAAAAGAAGUUUGAACUAUGAGGAAACUAGUAAAACAUUACACACAUUCCAAACAUCACACAAAAACUCUUAA